Molecule: messenger RNA, 1302 nt
Organism: Pyricularia pennisetigena
Lineage: Eukaryota; Fungi; Ascomycota; Sordariomycetes; Magnaporthales; Pyriculariaceae
Exons: 4
Coding region: 1-1302 (433 amino acids)
Source: RefSeq, a predicted model, not a curated record
AUGCUCCUCAUCCGGCCUCGUUUUGGUGAUGCUGCCGCCGGCGCUGUCGUGUCGACAACUUCCCCGUCGUAUGCGGCCGCGCCACUGCUGCUGCUGCUGCUGCUGCUCACCCCGAGCGCGGGCAGGUACAGAGGCGAUGGCGGCCUGGCGGUGCCGGCCUGCACGGUUUCCAGCACUCAACACGAGGCCCGGCCCAUUGACGACAAAGACGCCGCCGCAGAAGCGGCCGUCCAGAUCCUCCCUCACGCUGCGCAGGACGCCGAUGCGGGCAAAAGGGUCUCGCGCGUGCGCAAAGUGCUCAAUGUGCGGGCCGGGGCGGCGCGCGACGGCCGCCUCGGAGGCCGCGGCGGUGGCGUGGGGUCCUACUACUGCUGGUGGUGGUGGUGGUGGUGGUGUUCCGGGGCUCAGGAGGGCCGGGAAGGCGGCGCCCGAGGCCUCGGCGGCGCCCCUGCCGUCGCCCAGCGGGAGGACGAACUCUGCGGCGGCGGCGCCAAAGGUGUACACCUCCAGCUUGGAGAGCUUGUCCGGGGGCAGGUCGGCGCAGAGGCGGGAGAGGACGCGCGAGGUCUGGAUGGCGCCUGUGUUGUGGGCCAGGACGACGACCUUGUUGGCCUUGUUGUCCUGCAGCGCCGAGCGGAUGGUGUUGUAGAGGAUCGUGUCGGGCGACAGGGCCGGGAUGGCUCGGGUGAGUGGGAGGAGGACGAGGUCCAGCGGGAGCCCGUAGGUUCUGGGCAGGAGGGCGGUGAUGGGCCGGUUGAAGAGGCGGGCGAGGAGGGGGAGGGUGGUGGUUUUUGUCGCGCGUGGGCUGUGCCAUAUGCUGCUCCUGGGGGCCCUACCCGCCGACUCGGGCUGUGCAGGCCGCGGCUGGCAGUAGACGGACUCUCCGGCGUUGAGCAGCCGCGCGAUCCCCCAGACCACGCCGAGCAUUGGAAGCAGCCAACCAGCGAAGAAGAUGCCAGGGAGGAACAGCCACAUCGGCGUGGCAAAGAAAAUCACGUUGAGCUCAACGGCCGACAGGGCCAGCUGCAGAACCAGGUCGGCAAGCUCGCCCCACCGGGAGGCUGCAUCCUCCUCAGAGAUGCCGGCACCGUCGUGGGUGAACAGGCCCUCCCAUGCAGAAAGCGCGAGCUCGGGCAGCAGCUUGGCCAGAGAAAAGGCGUCGCUGCGAAGGCUUUGCGACAAGGACUGCUUCUGCGCACGAGGGACGGUGCCGCUGGCGCCGUCGAUCAGCGGCGGGAUGAGCUUGAUAAUGCGGCUGUAAUUCCAAGACAUCAAGGUCGUCUCGCCUCAUACCAGCACUAA